UGUGAAGCCAGGAAGAUGUUGAACACAUAAGAAAGUUAACAACUUCGCCUCCCCAGGGCCCGCGGAAACAUGCGAAGGAGCGCGCAAAGCAAAAUAGAGAGACCAAGCCGGGUCCGAAGCCUUCCAAGCUUUCGGUGUGCGGGAUGAAGUGAUUGAAAAAGGCAGAACAGGAUCCCCCGGUCAUGCAAGGUCAUAGCCAUCAUGGCGGUUUGAUGGGGUGAGUCGAGCACAGCACAGCUUAUAAAUGCAUUGCCUGCUCUUGCAACAGCCAAGGGAUUGUUCGGAGGGGCGGCCUGAGGGCCUUUUGUUUGCCUGCACUGUCCCUGUUUGUUGUCGGCGGGUAGAUAUACCGGUGACGGUGAGCCGUAAAAAGGUUACUUUUACGACCUGUUCCCACGAUUUCCACCGUAGCAAUCUUUUAAAAACCCUCCCAAAAAGCUGCCCCGAUCUCAAGGAAGCACCUCCACCAUGCCAUUCCAUUGACGAAAGGUAGGAGACGCUGACGAUCGGGAAACAGGUACACAGGGAUAGCACGGUUCGGGGCCGUACUGGGAGAGAGAACGUGAUUUUGAAACGCCUUUUUGCAUAAGUUUGCACCGAAGGGAAGAUAAGAUGAAGCGACGGACGUUCGUCAUGAUGAAGCCGCCUCUGUGAACGCAGUCCGCCUAACAGGAAAGGAUAAUAAAACCCCGGGGUUUUGUUAAAAAAAAAAAAGGAACGAGGAACAGUGUAUGGUAAAACAACACAGCACAUUAAGCACUUAAGGUCCUUGAUGAGUGUGGCGGAUGGGUCAGAGAAACGUGUUUGUACCUGUUGUGGCAAGCCCGUCAUUGAACAAUUGCAAUCCUUUAUAUAAUGUUGUAGGAUGGAUGAACAAGUACGCCAAAUCGUUGAGGAUCUCCUUAAUAGAGGAAACCUUUAUAAACAAGGGGUUUUUUGCUUCGUUCGAUACAACCCUUAAACUGUUUUGAUCACAUACGAUCAGACAAGUUUCGAUCAUGAUGAUCACCAUACGCACCAACUAUUUCGCCCUGUCGACGUCAGAGGAAAUGAUCGAGAUCGGACGACGGUCGACUGUCUGGCUGCAUAGAUGCUUCGAUUAAAUCCAAUCACUCAAUCACGCAGUGAGUCGGUGUAUGUAACCACUGGUCACUGCUACAACUACGCUCAUAUUGCGUCUGUACUAGGCUUAUCUGUUGGGUGUAGCAGAGUAGCUUUGCAUCAUCCAAACAACUUUACAAACACAUCAAACCACACCAUUGUUGAUGGUAGCAUUGCGCGCAACCAACCAAGCCAAAGUGACCGAUUCUAAAGUGGCCUCAGCCCUGCCUGGACAGUGAUGUACCGAAAGUGAUUCCGCAGUGAGUGCAGCAUAAACACUAAACCCCAACGGGGGCAAAGGACGGACAGCAUCAUCGGCGAGGUCAUCAUCACGCUACUAGCGGACGUCGUCCGUACCCAUCAUAAUCAUAUACUCGCUCGUACCUCGUACGCUGCAUCAACAAACCGCGCCCGAUCAAUUGUGUCAAAUUGUUUCUAUUUUGAGGUGUAUAUUAUUUUUAAAACUCACCCUCGCUCGCCCUCGCCCUCGUUCGCCCUAGUCCUCUUGCGUGCGGGUUUGGGGCACGGAUUAAGCGGAAUUGCAGUCGAAAUCCGGUACGGGGCUGGUGCAGUUGAGUGUGAGGCGUGCGAGCGAGUUCGAACGUACGAGAACCGAGCGUCAUGUGGUAUGGUACGGUUGUGCUGUUCCUGUGGGUGCUGGCCGAAUCCGGUUCCGGUGUGGGCGGCCUGACGCAGCUGCGCUUCCCGUACAGCACCACCAACUUCAGCCUCAGCCUGUACAAGGCGGCGUUCAAGCCGGAGCAGAACGUGGUCGUCGCACCGUUCACCCUGCAGAACAGCAUAGCGAUGCUGUACUCGAUCGCAACCGGGACAACACGUGACCGGUUGCGGGAGGUGUUCGGUCUGCCGGCCAACUUUACCGAGUUCAUCAUCAACCAGAAGCUGCUGCACUACACGCUCAGCGAUGUCGGCGGUUCGGAGGGCUUUCGCAUGAAGAACCGCAUCAUCGUGAACGGAUUUCGCGAGGUGGAUGCCCGCAUGCGGGACAUCAUGCACGAGGACCUGGACACGGUGCUGAUGUACUUCGAUUUCGCCCAGCGCGAAGGUGUCGUGCGACGGGCCAACCACUUCCUUAGCAUGCGCACGAACGGCCUCAUCCGGGACACGCUGUUCCUCGGCGAUGUGCCGAAGCAGCUGCAGAUGAUACAGCUGAGUGCCGGCUCGUUCCGGCCACCGUUUGCGAGCGGGUUCGAUGCGCGGGACACGAUCGCGCGCGACUUUCGGACCGGCUGGAUCGACAAGCUCUACCAAACGACGACCAUGUUCAAGGAGGGCGAUUUCCGGUUCGCCCGCAUCCCGGAGCUGGAGAUCGAGGUGCUCGAGCUGCCGUUCCAUUCGCGCAGCGAUUCGGCCCUGUGGAUUAUGCUGCCCGAUCGGGACGCCGAACUGGACCGCAUUGUAAAGGCGCUCGAGCCGGAGCACUUUGACGCGAUACAGGCGCACUUUAGCAUGAAGCGGGCCGGGAUUGUGGUGCCAGUCUUCUCGAUCAAGACGGAGUUCAAUGCGACCGACUUCUUGCGCGACACGAUCGGGCUGGACGCGCUGUUUCGGCUGCGCGAGCUGCGCUUCUUCGACGAUCACGAUUCCGCGCUGGACGGGGUGAUGCAUCGGGCCGCCAUCAGCGUGCACGAACGGUCGGCGGAAGCAGGCGGUGUCGCCACGGUGCACAGCUUCAGCAAGCGCAGUGCCCCGGCCGCCUACCAGUUCUACGUGGGACGCUCGUUUCUGUUUGCCCUGGUGAAGCGAUCCUCCAAGCAGCUCCUGUUCAUCGGUCACCUCUACAGGCCCCACGAUCUGGUGGAAGUGUUUUGCACCAUCGUUUGCGCACCAAGCUGCUGGGGUGCCGUUUCGUUUGGCUCCGCAAGUGAACACGCACAAUUGCGUCUAACACAUCCGUGCAUUUGUUGUACCAUUCUCGCAAACUCUUUCCUAGAUCCUACGACGGAUGAUGCGAUUGUAGCGGCGAACAACAAAUUUACGCUCGAGUACUUCAAGGCAUGCUACGAUGAGAAGUGCAACUGUGCCGUCUCGCCGUAUCACGUGCGGUUGGCACUGUCGAUGUUCUAUCCGCUUGCCGGUGCUGCAGUACAGGAAGACUUCCAGGUCGCGUUCGGGCUGCCGGAAGAUGUGCAAGCAGCCAUUCAGCAGCAGCAACGGCUAGCUCAGCGGCUGCACGAUGGCCAACACCUGAAGGCACUUUCGUUCGUGCUGGUGGAGGAAACGCUCCGGCUGGACAGUGAGUUUGAGCGACUGUUUCACCGCACCUUUCAGACCACGGUCGAGCCGGUCGAUCUGACGGAUGACAUACCGUCCGCGCUGGCCGUUAAUUCCUUCUACCAGCGUGCCAACACCGAGAUUGAAGAUUUCAUCGGCGAGGGCGAUGUGUUUUCGUUGCCUCCCUGCCACAAGCUGAUGCUGUUCAGCGGUGUGUCCGUGCUGACACCGUUGGCCAUUCGGUUCAAUCCUGCCGAUACGGCGCUGGAGCUGUUUCAAUUUAUAAAUGCGCCAACCCAGCGCGUGUCCACCAUGCACACGACAGCCUUCGUUCGUCGCUGCCUGCACAACGAGCUCCGCUGUAAGGUGGUGGACAUGCCCUUCGAUGCAGCCAGCGGACUGUCCAUGCUCGUGCUGCUACCGUACGACGGCACGGAGCUACGCCAGAUCGUGAACAGCAUCAAACCGGCCCACCUGGCGCAGAUCGAUGAGCGGCUACAGUCGUGCUGGACGGAUCUAAAGCUGCCAAAGUUUUUCGUGCGCGAAAAAACUGACCCAAAGCAAACGCUGGGAAAGUUGGGCUAUGGUGGAGUGUUCGAAAUAGACGAUCUGCACGUAUUUCACGACUCCGGCCGGACGCGGCUGAAUGGGUUCAUUCAGCACUGCUACCUGGCGGUGAGCGAGAGCGGCAGCGGCAUUCCCGCGCCAACGGACACACCCAGCGAGUUUCAGUUUCACGCCAACCGUCCGUUUAUGUUUCUCAUACGCCGUACAAUGGACGGAAAUGUGUUGCAAGUGGGCAACUUUUCCAAAUACAUCGAUCCCGAUGAACAGUUUUGAGUAGGACGGAUGUGUUUGUACAGUUGAGCAAUAAAAGAAUCUAAUAGAAAUGGA
Messenger RNA from Anopheles merus, 4230 nucleotides. RefSeq lists its product as uncharacterized. The coding region runs from base 1723 to 4176 and encodes 817 amino acids. NCBI's taxonomy places the organism in Eukaryota, Metazoa, Arthropoda, Insecta, Diptera, Culicidae. The record is from RefSeq and is a predicted model, not a curated record. The transcript has 3 exons. Gene Ontology annotation, molecular function: serine-type endopeptidase inhibitor activity.